Musca vetustissima is the source of this 1530-nucleotide messenger RNA. RefSeq names its product probable cytochrome P450 6t3. Lineage: Eukaryota; Metazoa; Arthropoda; Insecta; Diptera; Muscidae. The coding region runs from base 1 to 1530 and encodes 509 amino acids. Gene Ontology annotation, biological process: response to DDT; insecticide catabolic process. The transcript is spliced from 2 exons. Gene Ontology annotation, molecular function: monooxygenase activity; oxidoreductase activity, acting on paired donors, with incorporation or reduction of molecular oxygen; heme binding. The record is from RefSeq and is a predicted model, not a curated record.
AUGAUUUUGAUUAUUGUACCUAUAGUCAUCAUACUUCUUCCGCUCUUAGUAACGAUAUAUAUACAAAAUAAACUGGACUAUUGGAAAAGACGUGAUAUACCAUAUGUCAAACCUCUACCCCUUGUCGGCAAUCUAAAAGAUCUCUUUUCCUCCAAAAUAAGUUUUGGAGAAUUAUUUCAACGACUCUAUGAAGAUGAACAUGUGAAAUCUUCUCCAGCCGGAGGAAUAUAUCUUCUACAUCAACCAGCCUUAAUAUUACGUGAUGCUGAUUUAAUAAAAUCCGUUUUAAUAAAGAAUUUCGAUAAAUUUCAAAAUCGUUAUGAGGCUGCAGAUGCAGUUCACGAUGCCAUGGGAUCUCUAACAUUACCUUUAUCAAAAUAUUCCAUAUGGCGGGGAUGUCGUAAGAAAAUGUCGGAAAUGUUUACCACGGGAAAAAUUAAGUUACGCAUGUAUCCGCUAAUGUUAGAUGUUGUAAAGGAGUUGGAAUGCUUUCUAUCAAAAAAAUUACAAAGUGAGAAGGGCAAGGGUGCCAUCAUUGAAGUAAAGGAAAUGUUUUCCCUAUUUACCACAGAUCUAACAUCGAUUUUGCAUUAUGGUGUUGAUGUUAAGGGUCUGAAGCAAGGACAUUCGAUUUUAAGGCAACAAACAUUGGAUUUAUUUAAUAUCAAUUUAAUCCGGCUAUUCGAUUUUUUCAUGAUUUUCUUUCUUCCUCACCUAACGCUUUGGGUUAGAGCCAAGGUAUUUAGUAAAUCCUAUAUGGAAUUUAUGCGUAAUUUUACCUCGAAAAUAUGCAAGGAGAGAUCCCACCAUUCGACAUCUUUAAAAUCCCAGGGAGAUUUAUUUGAUGUUUUAUUAAAAUUCCAAGCGGAAUAUCAAGAAGAUCCUCUACACUAUUCACAACACAAAGAUUUUAUAGCUUCCCAAGUUGCCAUAUUUUUGUUGGCCGGAUUUGAAACGUCUUCAUCAGUGCUGGGAUUUAUCCUCUAUGAAUUAGCCAAACAACCGGAUAUACAACAGAAAUUGAGACAGGAAUUAAAAGAAGGAUUUGGUGAGAAAACUGAACUGUCCUAUGAAGAACUUCAAGCCUUGCCAUAUCUUCAAAUGGUGCUCUGCGAGGGUUUGAGAAUGUAUCCCGCAGCAGCAUUUAUUAAUCGUGAAUGUACGGCGGUAUACGGAUUUCAAUUAAAUGAAGAUAUUUUUGUACCCCAUGGAAUGCCGGUUUAUGUUUCGAUAUUGGGUUUACAUCGUGAUCCAAAGUAUUGGCCUGAACCGGAUCACUUCAAUCCGGAGCGUUUUUCUUCUAUGGCAAAUAUUAAUCCAAUGAUUUAUCAACCCUUUGGAACUGGACCGCAUGCUUGUAUUGGCAGCCGUUUGGGUCUUUUACAAGUGAAAUUGGCCUUGGCACAUACCCUAAGACUUUAUUAUGUCCAGACUUGUUCUCGUACUGUGAAAAAUAUCAAAUUCGAUCCGAAAUCCUUUAUGCUGCAGGCCAAAGGUGGAAUAUAUUUGAAAUUUUUUCGAGAUGAAUGA